This is a messenger RNA of Protobothrops mucrosquamatus (brown spotted pit viper), 3155 nucleotides long. RefSeq names its product TBC1 domain family member 12 (gene TBC1D12). NCBI's taxonomy places the organism in Eukaryota, Metazoa, Chordata, Lepidosauria, Squamata, Viperidae. The transcript has 14 exons. The record is from RefSeq and is a predicted model, not a curated record. Bases 1 to 1617 code for a protein of 538 amino acids.
AUGGACAUCAGCCUCAACUCGCGAAACACCUUCGAGGUGAACCGCCGCCGCAGCGCCCCCGUGCACUUGCCGCCGCCGGAGCCUCCGGACGCCCCCUCCACCGGCGCCCACACUGCGGCGGCCGGGUCAGAGCAAGGGGAUCGGGCCAAACGGCUGAGUGGGAUCUCCGGGUCCAGUUUUGCAGAAUUUUUCACGAGGAACUUCUUUACCAAAAGAACAAAGGAACUCAAGCCUGGUAUCCAUAGUGCUCCUGGCUGGAAGUUAUUUGGAAAAGUUCCACCGAAAGAGAACCUGCAGAAAGACUCCAAAAUAAUUCAACAGGAAGAAAGUUCUGGCACUGUUGCAUCAGUAUCUACACUCAGUCUAUUAAACACUGGGGAAUAUGAAGCACGAAUAGGAAAAUUGUGUAAACCUGCACCCCAAGCAACAAGGCGUAGACACUUUGAAUUUGAGCCACUUUCAACCACUGCUCUUAUUCUGGAGGAUCGACCAUCGAACCUUCCCGCAAAAUCUAUGGAGGAGGCUUUACGUCACAGACAAGAAUAUGAUGAAAUGGUGGCGGAAGCAAAAAAGAGAGAAAUUAAAGAAGCUCACCGAAGGAAGAAAAUAAUGAAAGAACGCUUCAAACAAGAGGAGAAUAUUGCUAGUGCUAUGGUGAUUUGGGUCAAUGAAAUUCUGCCUAAUUGGGAGAGCAUGCGUUCUACAAGGCGAGUGCGAGAAUUAUGGUGGCAAGGAUUACCUCCAAGUGUUCGUGGAAAGGUUUGGAGUCUUGCUGUAGGAAAUGAAUUGAAUAUCACUCCUGAACUCUAUGAAAUCUUCUUAUCUAGAGCCAAGGAACGAUGGAAGAUUUUUGGAGAGACAGGCACCGAAAAUGAUACCGAAGAUGCUGGAGCAUCACUUGCUGACCGAGAAGCUAGCUUGGAGCUAAUAAAAUUGGAUAUAUCCCGCACAUUUCCAUCCCUUUAUAUUUUUCAGAAGGGUGGCCCUUAUCAUGACCUCUUGCACAGUGUCUUGGGAGCAUAUACAUGUUACAGACCUGAUGUAGGAUACGUCCAGGGAAUGUCUUUCAUUGCUGCGGUUCUCAUACUUAAUCUGGAUGAGGCAGAUGCUUUUAUUGCCUUUGCAAACCUUUUGAACAAGCCAUGCCAGCUAGCCUUUUUUCGUGUGGAUCAUAGCAUGAUGCUGAAGUACUUUGCAGCAUUUGAAGUAUUUUUUGAGGAAAACCUGCCUAAACUGUUUCAUCAUUUUAAAUCCUAUAAUCUUACCCCAGACAUAUACUUGAUAGAUUGGAUCUUCACCCUGUACAGCAAGUCACUACCCCUUGAUUUGGCCUGUCGAGUUUGGGAUGUCUUUUGUAGAGAUGGAGAAGAAUUUUUGUUCAGAACUGGGUUAGGAAUCCUUAGGUUAUAUGAAGAUAUUCUCCUGCAGAUGGACUUUAUUCAUAUAGCACAGUUUCUAACAAAGCUACCAGAAGAUAUCACGUCAGAAAAGCUCUUCUCAUGCAUUACAUCUAUUCAGAUGCAGAAUAGUAACAAGAAAUGGGCUCAGGUGUUUGCCUCAUUAAUGAAGGAUAGCAAAGAAGGAGACAGGAACCAUAGUCCAGCACUAAAAAGUUAACUUCCAAGUUCAAUUGGAAAAACCACUUGGUUGUGAAAGAAUUCUUCUAAACAUCUUCUCAGUGAAAACCACUAAAAACGGCUUCAGAGACUGAAGAAGAAACAGUAUUGACUGAACGCAGUGGUGGAAUUUGACGGUUCUUAUCCUGCUGCCAGUAUUAAAGACCUCUUUUGUGGGAAGAUACCUUUUCACAGGAAGCAGAACAAUAAAGUAUGAAACUGAGAAAGUGGCUAUCGCAUAUUUAAUAUUUAAAGUUGAACGCAAUAACAUUUGUAAUAACUUUUGUUGGUACUUAAAAUUUUGAGGGAUACCUUUUUUAUGAUUACCACAAAGGCACUUUUGGGGGCAGAGCUGGUGUUUUAAAGUAAGGCCCCAGAAACUGCUACCUGAACCAAACGUUUUGGUACAAAUACCUCCAAAAUUACAGAUGAAGUCCUUAGGACCAAAUCAGGCUUUAGUUUUGGUGUACAUGCUUGCCCAGGAACAGGAGGCUUUUACGGGCGUCUUACAAAACUCCUUUUAAACUGCAGUUUCGCUUUCCAAAUAAGUGAAUGCAUGUAAGCGAAUACAGAGGAAACUGCAUGCAAUUUUGCUAUGGAGCCAUUGGCAAAUAAGUCUUUUGGCUGAAAGGUGGCAGUAACUGUGGGCUUAUGCAGCCAAGGGGGGUGUUCAGCGUUUUACAUUUUGAAGUACUUUGCUUACAGGAAAAUUGGUUUCUAAUCCAUAAAAAAUCAUAUGAAUUUUUUUUAAUCAAAGUGACUUAUACUUGAUAAACACUAGUAUAAUUAAUAAGCUAGUGAUAACCCUUUUGCACAUUUUACGCAAUGUUAAUGUUGAAAGUUUUGAGUCCCUGUAUAUUAAAAGUGUUUUUCUCAUUUAAAUUUAAAGUUGAUUACUGCAGUGUGUACAAUAAUGAGUACCCAAAACGCAUCUUGUUAGUCCAUACCCUCUCUUUUAAUGUCAGCAUCGAUACUGUAAAGACAACAUGCGGAAGGUCGAACUUCCUUCACACUCCAAAACGUUUUAAAAUGGCUUUUGAACUGAGAGGAAUGGGAAAGGAUACCUCUUAAUUUCUCCGAGCAGCUAAUGCUUGUUCUUUCUAAGUCCGUUUUGAUAGUAUUAAUGUAAAUAAAAUUGCCUUUCUUUUUUUCUUUGUACCGGUCCCUGUAUGUGCAAAUAAAGUCAAAUUUAUCAUUGCAUUAAAAAAAUAAUAAGUGAGACUGCUUCAGUUGUCAAGUGUUGCAGAGCCUAUUUUAAAGAUUUGGUUACAGUAUAUUGUAAUAUUUAUGUUGCUAUCAGAUGUAAACCACACUUCAAUAUUACUUAUUACAACAUUCAAGUUGAAGUUCAAAUGUCUGCUUUUUUUUCUUAUGUAUUUACUUGCUUCCGGUAUAUGUCCUUUACUUGGGUUCUCUUGUACAGUUUUCUUACUUUUCAAGUACAGUAUACACAUGUAUAUAAAUUGUAAAUAGAAGGAAUUUAGCCUUCAUUCAAAACUACUAGUAACAAUUCCUGUGUAAAUAAACUUGUAAGCAGAA